AUGAUAGACCACGUCUUGGGGAGGCCCUCAACUAGAUUUCGCAAAUUUCAAGUUUUUGCGGUUGUUUCCUUCUGGUCAGUUUACUUGCUGCGAGGGAACAAACAUGGUCCACCGCUUCUUCGCAUAAUCUCCACCCGCUUUGGAAAUAGGUUAACAACCUGGCAAACAACCACCGUCAUAUUUCUGUGCCUAUAUGUCAGUCGCAACUUCGCCAAGAUUGUGGGGCUUGAAAGCCCAGAACCACUAGCCAACCUCUAUUCCCGAUCCUUCUUCCGAGCAACAUGGAUUACAACUGGGCUGGAUGCGGGAUUUUGGACUGCAAUGUCUAUUAAGCCCAAGUGGCUGCGAGAUAUCGCCUCAUUGGUCUUCACAGUGUACUACCUGAUUGCGGCGGAACAGGCGGAUGAAAAGGUGCGGCGGGUUCGCGCAACGCUGACCUUAGAACAUUUACGCGUGUCUUGGAACAAAGCGACAACUCCUUAUUUGUGGACGAUGGCGAGCUUGAUUCGCCCAAGAAUGACUCGAUACUCACCACGAGCUAUCCGCAUCCCUCGCCCAAAGCAAUCUGUACAUAGCGACCCUGUGAGUGCGUGGCUGUAUUUCGAUGGGCCUUUGAGUGCUUUGAAAGAGCAGACAUGCAUUGUUGUGGAUGUGCCUGGUGGCGGCUUUGUUGCUAUGGGACCCCGAAACUCUGAAGAUAAACUCUUGUCUUGGGCGGGGCAACUGAAAGUGCCAGUACUGAGCAUCGAUUACAAGAAAGCGCCGGAAUAUGCAUACCCAUAUGCGCUGCACGAAUGCUACGAUGUAUAUCAUACAAUAGUAUCUACCAACGGUCGCUGUGUUGGGUUGAGCGGCCUGACCCGCCCACGGAUUGUCGUGACAGGCGAAAGCGCAGGGGGUAACUUGGCUGUUAGUAUGGUGUUAAUGGUCCUGCAGUCCUCUGCGGCUCAAGGUUGGCGGAGUGAAGAGGUCCUUCCUCGACCCGAUGGCCUUGUAUUGGCCUAUCCAGCACUGAACGUGAGAGUGGAAAGCUGGAUGACGGACGAACAAAUGGCAUUGAUUCAGGAUAAGACUUCUCGACAAAAGAACCCGAAUGUGCUGCGACAAAAACAGGAUCACUACCGGAAGCUCACUCCAUUCACCUCACCUGGUCAUUCGGUUGAAGAUUUGACAGCCAUAUCCCUACCUAAGCAGGCGGAUGAGAAGGAAGAAUCGAAUAUAGCAACUGAAGCUGCCAGCGCUCUUCGCGAUAAAUUGAAAAAGAGCGAGGAGCUCAACGGCGAAGUCUCACCCACAAACGACGAGGUCAAGCCGGUCACGACUCGGCUGGCAGUCUCAUCCAUGAUCUCGUACGUGCAUGAUAGGAUUAUCACGCCAGAAAUGAUGCGGGCUAUGAUUAUUCUGUACAUUGGACCGCAUCAACGACCGGACUUCAACACCGAUUUCCUCCUAUCUCCGGUCCUUGCUCCGGAUGAAUUACUCACCCGGUUUCCCAAAACAUACAUUUUCACUGGUGAGCGCGACCCGCUCGUUGAUGAUACAGUAAUCUUUGCAGGUAGGCUGCGCCAAGCGAAGCUGCAGUACUUCCGGGAACGUCAAGACCUUGGACUUGAAAAGUCUCGACGCCAGUUCCGAGAAAAGGACCACGUGGAGGUAUCAUUGAUUCCUGGAGUCUCGCAUGGCUUUAUCCAAAUGGCUGGCUUCUUCCCAGAUGCGUGGAAGUACAUAAAGCGCAGUGGAUCGUGGAUUGAGACGCUUUUUGAGACAGCUGAGCUGCACGAAUCUGAAUACAGCCUUCUGCAGAUGUCUGGUAGCUCCGGAAUGAAUGUAUCCUACAGAUCGAAAGGUUCAUCCAAGACCAAUGGAAUUGCGAAGGCCGACCGAAAAAAUCAUCAUCGCGCUCUGACAGCAGAGUCAUCCGCAGACGAAGAUAGACCACUUGAAAUCGGCAUGAGCAAAAUGCCUUCCUUAUCGUUAUCCACAUCAGAUCUCGCAAUUCGUCGAAAGAAGUCACGCUCCCCCUUUGCAUCCUCAAGACUGGCUGGGUUUACAAGCUUAGAAGAUGAGCCCGCGCCCGAUGCGGAAAGCGGUUUUCUUGCGAGACUCAAGCAUCUGGAUAUGAAGUAUAAUCAUCAUGGUGACAUAGACCCAGAAGAUAUCAACAGUGCGCCCGAGAGCCCUUCUGCUUUCCGUUCCCGUCACAGGAGCAUAUCGUCUUUGGGUAGCGAGGAGGAUAUAUUGGAUCGUCGCAUGAAUGGCUUAGCUGGUGGACUGAUGGGAUUACAUGCGGAGGGCGUGCAGACACCCGGCCCAUGA
Messenger RNA from Penicillium pulvis, 2316 nucleotides. RefSeq names its product putative lipase. Lineage: Eukaryota; Fungi; Ascomycota; Eurotiomycetes; Eurotiales; Aspergillaceae. The record is from RefSeq and is a predicted model, not a curated record. Gene Ontology annotation, cellular component: cytosol. The coding region runs from base 1 to 2316 and encodes 771 amino acids. Gene Ontology annotation, molecular function: sterol ester esterase activity; triacylglycerol lipase activity. Gene Ontology annotation, biological process: triglyceride catabolic process. The transcript is spliced from 3 exons.